UUGGAGACGCUCCACCUGGGUGUGCUAAAAAACAAACAGCGCGCCUCCCGCCUGGAGGCCCCGCCCCUCUGCGCUCGGUUUGCGCCAUUACGUCGCUAUGCUGAUUGCUGCUGUGCUGCAAGGCAGGCAGGCAGGCAGAGCAGCUGCAGAGAGACCAGGCGAAGCUGACAACAACGGAGGAGGCUCGCGCGCUAGGAAAAGUCAAAAAACGCAACACAUUUCUUAUUUUGUGAUUUUCACGCGUAACCGUCACGCCGAGAAGGUCCUCCUGUAUUUUUACGCAUGCUUGGGAAUAUAUUUUUCGUUCUGUUGACUUGAAAUGACUGCCCGUCGCCGCGUCUAGCCAAUGCUUACUGCGGGGGCUCCUGUCUUGUGGAUUAUCCGUCGUCGCCGAGCCAGUCGCAUGGUCGAGCCCGGAGGAGGCCCCGCUCCGCUGGAUGGACUUGUCUGAGCACGGCGCUGGACUCCGAGUACUGAUGAGGACGGUGGUGAUGCUCGGGUUUCAUCGGCAGCGGGUGAACUGAUCUUGGAUGUUCGGGCUACAUCGGCCCUACACAAAACAUUUCCUCAUACGGCAACAUUUAUAUUCAUUAAAAACUGGACGCCUCUGGAGCAGUUUAUGACGACCCUGGUAGGAGCGUGAUGAGCGCGCGCUUCCACUUGCCUGCUGGCAGAUCCUACAAUGUCCGGGCGACGGAGCUGGAGCGAGACAGGCAGCACACACAGGUCGUGUGCAACAUACUGCUGCUGGACAACACCGUCCAGGCGUUCAAAGUCUGCAAGUCAGAUCAUGGCCAGGUGUUGCUGGAUGCUGUCUUUAAGCACCUGGAGCUGACUGAGAGAGACUACUUUGGCCUGCACUUGGCCGAUGACUCCUUAGAUUCGCCGCGCUGGCUCGAUCCCAGCAAGCCCGUCAGGAAACAGUUGAAAAGAGGAUCUCCCUAUAGCUUGAGCUUCAGAGUCAAAUUCUUUGUGACAGACCCCAGUAAACUUCAGGAGGAAUACACACGGUACCAAUAUUAUCUUCAGAUCAAGCAGGAUAUAGUCACUGGCAGGUUGCCCUGUCCACACAACACCGCCGCACUGCUGGCGUCCUACUCCGUUCAAUCUGAGCUGGGGGACUACAGUGAAACGGAGCAUACGGCGGGCUACCUGUCGGAAUUCUGCUUCAUGCCCAACCCUCCGCAAGACUUCCACAAAGAGGUCGCCAAACACCACCAGCAGCACAGCGGUCUGUCUCCUGCCCAGUCAGAGUUUAAUUAUCUGAACACAGCACGCACGCUGGAGCUCUACGGGAUAGAGCUGCACUAUGCAAGGGACCAGAGCAACACAGAGAUUCUUCUCGGGGUGAUGUCCGCCGGCAUUGUGAUUUACAAGAACAGGGUACGGAUCAACUAUUUCCCAUGGUUGAAAAUAGUAAAAAUAUCCUUCAAGUGCAAACAAUUUUUCGUCCAGCUAAGAAGAGAGGCGACGGAGACCCGGGAAACGCUGCUGGGCUUCAACAUGGUGAACUAUCGGGCCUGUAAAAACUUGUGGAAGGCCUGUGUGGAGCACCACACCUUCUUCAGGCUGGAUCGGCCCAUCCCACCACAGAAGAACUUCUUCGCUCACUACUUCACCCUGGGCUCGAAGUUCAGAUACUGCGGGCGGACAGAGGUGCAGUCUGUGCAGUACGGAAAGGAGAAAGGCAUCAAGGACCGGGUAUUUGCCAGAUCGCCCAGCAAGCCGUUGGUCAGGAAGCUGUUGGGCGGAACUGACUGGGAAUCAGUCAGCAGGAACAGCCUAUCAGAUGAGAGACUGGAGACCCAGAGCCUGCCCACUCGCUCGCCACCCGGGACGCCCAAUCAGAGCUCACUGUUUGUGCAGGAGGGCACACGACUACGCCCUUCGUCCGUUGGCCACCUGGUCGAUCAUGUGAUCCACGCUUCGCCCAGCUUGCCUGUCUUCUCCUCCAAUCACAGGUCAGCGUCGUCCACGCAGGCCAACAGCAUCAGCUUAGACUCCACACCGUCUCCAGAGGUGCUCGAUGGCCUGCCUCCUGCUCUGCCCCCCAAGCAGCUGAGCAGGAAGACCUUGAGCCAGAUCAUCCAGGCCCACUCCCAGCAGAGCCUCCUGGACAACCACCUAAAUGAGAUGUACGACGUUCCCGUCAACGCAGAUAAGACCAUGGUAAAUGGAGUUGUUCCUCAUGAUAAUCUGGUCCUGAUUAGGAUGAUACCUGACGAACAUGGACGCUUUGGCUUCAAUGUCAAGGGGGGAGCUGACCAGAAGAUGCCCAUCAUUGUGUCUCGAGUGGCUCCUGGAACAUCAGCCGACCUGUGUGUGCCUCGCCUUAACGAGGGGGACCAGGUGGUCUUAAUUAAUGGGCGGGACAUCUCUGACCACACCCAUGACCAGGUGGUCAUGUUCAUCAAAGCCAGCUGUGAGAGCCAUUCUGGAGAUCUGAUCCUAUUGGUCAGACCAAAUGCCAUCUAUGACGUGGUGGAGGAGAAGGUGGACUCGGAGCCAGAUUUUCAGUAUAUCCCCGAGAAGUCCCCUCAGGACCCCGCCCAGCUAGACCAGCAUGCUUUGAGGGACUCCAUGGUCAUUCUGAAGGAAGGCCUGAGCAGCGGAGCCAUCCUCGCUCAGUUCGAUCAACUGUACAGGAAGAGGCCUGGGAUGACCAUGCUGUGUGCCAAAUUACCUCAGAACAUUUCCAAAAAUCGCUACAGAGACAUCUCUCCUUAUGAUGCCACGCGGGUCAUUCUGAAAAGCACAGAUGACUACAUCAAUGCAAAUUACAUCAAUAUGGAGAUUCCAGCCUCGAGUCUUAUAAACCGCUACAUAGCAUGCCAGGGCCCCCUGCCCAACACCUGCCCCGACUUCUGGCAAAUGACUUGGGAGCAGGGCUCAUCUAUGGUGGUGAUGCUGACUACGCAGGUCGAGAGAGGACGGGUGAAGUGUCAUCAGUACUGGCCCAAUCCAGACCGCAGCGCCACCUACGGAGACUUUUCAGUAACGUGCCACAAUGAAGAAGGCAACACUGCCUUCCUGGUCCGGGAGAUGACUCUUACACACACGCAGAGUGAGCAGCAGAGAGAGCUCACCCAGAUUCAGUACCUGGCUUGGCCGGACCACGGCGUACCGGAUGACUCCACUGAUUUCCUGGACUUCGUGUCUCUGGUACGGACCAAACGCGCCGGACAGGACCAGCCGAUGGUGGUACACUGCAGUGCGGGGAUUGGUCGGACGGGGGUUCUGAUCACCAUGGAGACGGCGUUGUGUCUCAUGGAGUGUGGUCAGCCAGUGUAUCCUCUAGAUAUCGUCAGGACCAUGAGAGACCAGAGGGCCAUGAUGAUACAAACACCUAGCCAGUACCGAUUUGUGUGCGAGGCCAUCCUGAAGGUCUUCGAGGAGGGCCUGGUCAAACCGUUCAUGACCAUCGUCUACCAGCUGAGAGAAAAUGUGGAGGAGGAGAGGGAGGAGCAGCAAAUGGCAGGAGAAGGAGCCGAGACGGCAGCGGUGGACGAGGGGGAGGCGGCCGUGGUGGAGAUGCUGGAAGGAGAUCUGGAUGAAGAGGAUGAUGAUGAUGACGACGAAGAGGUGGAGGUGCUGGAUGUGGGGGAAGUGACAGAAGAGGGGGAGGAGGAUGAAUAUGAGGAGGAAGUGGAGGAUCCGAGCCUUGCAAGCGUUGCGAGCAUCACAAGUGCUGCAAGCGCCAUCAGCGAGACCAGCGAGAACCCCGAACCUGAACCUGAACCUGACCCUGACCCUGAACCCGUGACUUUUGAACUUUGGUAGUCGUGUGGAUUGUCAGGAGGAGGCCAGGUGGGCCGGAGGAGAGAACAAGAGCACUGUUGCACUUUAUGCUGACAAAAGCGGAAACAAAAGACACACAAACGAACAUACGUGACAGUCAUGGACAAGCUAGAAUAAAAAAAGAAACCCAGCUGUGUUGAAUAGGUACCAUUAGUGGAUAUUGUAUGUUCAGGGCAAAGAAAAAAGUCAUGAAAAGUGAAUGGAAAGAAUGAAAAGUUAAACGUACAAGAGAAUAAAAUGUGGAUGGGGAAUUGCUCUAGUGCCAUAAGUAGGAAGGGGAAGGGCCGCCCACACGGUGGAAAGUUGUUUUAUUUCCACGAGGGGUCGCCCUGUCCCCUUCUGAGCGAGUCUGCCAGACGGACCUGCCCUUUUUUUAGCGUCCUUUUAGCUGAUAAAGAGAUAUACCUUAUCUUUUGUUCCUCAGAAAGAGUAUUUAUUGUGUUUUUAGUUUGUGUCAAACCCUGUCCACUGAACAAAAAAAAGCGUGUCUGUUUGUAUGAAUCUAGAGCUUCAUGCUUUCCUGAUUAAAUCUUAGGUCGUGUAAAGUAGUGCGAUUCCUCUUCUAACUACUACUUUAUUUCUUUUGCUUUUUCGUGGAGAAAAAAAAAGAACUGAUUUAAUUUAUUGUACUCGUUUAGUUUUUUUUUUAUCCCUCAGCUUUCCGGUCUACGUUUCUGACAGCACAGACUGACAGACGGACAGCUGAAAGCACUUUGUGUCUCGCCGCUUGUUCGACGCCGUGUUCCUGAUCCUGCUUUGUGCCGUGUUCUCGAGCUCUACCGACACGGCUCCGGUGUUUGCUGGGCUUCCCUCUUUCACAUCAAAUCAGACCUCCCUGUGAAAGACGUAAUGAUGGCAAGGGUCUAACUUUCAGCAUUGGAGCGACGAUACAGAACAAAUUCUCCUCACACCGUGUAACGGUGUCACAAGGCGAGGACCCAGUAGACACACGGAGUUAGGAUCUAGCUAAGAAACAAGGCCGAGGUCAGUUCAUUUCACACGUUCAAAUCAAACCCCAGGUCCCUGCUGAAGUGUCCUUGAGCCCGACACCGACAACAAAUCCUCAUUGUGUGUGAAGCGCUGUGGCUUCACUCCGACUGAUAUCGAUCAAUUAAUGACACAAGUAUCGUGAGUUAGUUCUUAAAAAGCUACUCUCAGUAUUUGCUUUUUCGAAUUGCUUUGACAGUGAACCGGUCUCAACCCGAGUGACUUUAAAAGCUUCUCCAUUGACCUCAUUUUCUAUACAUAAUCAUUUUGAUAUCUUAAACAGAAGCCGCCAUGGAUCUCUCCUCAUUUGCAGUGGAGACUGGUGUGAGCCGUCGUAAGACUCCACUCGGUCAGACUGGUUAUUUGGGAAUGUCCUCAUUGAGUCCUUGUUUUUGACUGUUUCAGUGAGGUCCAGAGGUCACGAGAGCGGGCCUUUAAUCCAACCUUUGGUGUUCGGUUUUUAGUUUUUCCUCAAUCUGUCCGACGGUUCAAAGAAGCAGCACAAACCGAACACUCAACCGAUACUUUCUUUUCGUGAUCUCUCCCAAUGGUACUUUCUUUUAAGGCACAUGUCUGGUUUUUUUUUCUUCCUCAAGCCAAGAUAAUGAUGUGUUGACAAGAGAGUGUUAAUGAGACUAAGUGACGACCUGUAUUUUUAAUUCACAAAACCCAGCAUCAAGUUGCCCGUUGAGUCUUCUUUGUUUGUGUCAAAGUGCAGGUUAAGCUGCCAUCGUACUCUACAUAGUGGUAUGGAAUGAAGUAUAGCCUCUUCAUAAUUUUAGAUAUUUUUCCUAUCGGCUGCUUCCGUACCUGCUGGUAAAGGAAAAACAACAAAAACCUACUGCUGUGAGUGUGUGUGUGUGUGUGUGCGUGUGUGUGUGUACUCGGAUAUCUGUCUUUAUCUUUCUCUGUACCUCUCCCUCCUCCGUUUCUAGCGUAUCGUUUGUUCGCUGUCUGGUCUAAGCCUGCUUGUCUGUCAACUGGAACGAAGGGUUGUGCCAUAAAGCCACAAACCUAAUCUAA
Pseudoliparis swirei is the source of this 5808-nucleotide messenger RNA. RefSeq names its product protein tyrosine phosphatase non-receptor type 4a (gene ptpn4a). Gene Ontology annotation, biological process: protein dephosphorylation. The coding region runs from base 643 to 3780 and encodes 1045 amino acids. NCBI's taxonomy places the organism in Eukaryota, Metazoa, Chordata, Actinopteri, Perciformes, Liparidae. Gene Ontology annotation, molecular function: cytoskeletal protein binding; protein tyrosine phosphatase activity. Gene Ontology annotation, cellular component: cytoplasmic side of plasma membrane; cytoplasm; cytoskeleton. The transcript is spliced from 27 exons. The record is from RefSeq and is a predicted model, not a curated record.